ACAAGUAGUCGUCACAUGCCCUUGCAUAUACUGUCUCGAAUCUGAACAGUCUUCCCAGUUUAUCUGAUAAAUUUUGAGCUCAUGUUUAAAACUCGAUCAAGCAUAUAACGAUGUCCGAUAAAAACUUAGCUGCUUUCAACGCAUUUCGACGCGACCUGGCCCGCAUAAAAAAGACGUUCAGCAUGUAUACACAAACCGAUUUCACGCAAGAGGUUGGGACAAGCACUGAUUGGCAGAACGACCCCCACUAAAUAGGUGGCCCGAAGAAUUCGGAUAAAGACCCAAAAUGCUACUGCUCGAGCGAGAGGAACAAUGAUCCAAGCGAAGGGACGAAGGAAGUCAGCACCAUCGGCAGUGGCCAUAUCCCUCUGGCCAUAUCUCGGGGUCCCGAGAUGUCUGAUGAGCUUUGGACCAGCAUCCACGAAUUUCCUGCAAGAGAUCCAUGUGCCCAUCGUCCCGAUAGCCACUACGUUGCUGAUCGGGGCAGUACGCGAGGAUCUGCGCCACCUGCUCAAACACAAGAUGCGUCUUAUCCGUCGCUCGAUGGCUGGCGGCAAUGCAGAAGUCAUCUAUAUAAUCGCCUACCACUGCAUGUAGGUUGAGUCGAGUUUCAAUAGACAUUCCAAAUUCCCAAUGCUA
Molecule: messenger RNA, 639 nt
Organism: Drosophila miranda
Lineage: Eukaryota; Metazoa; Arthropoda; Insecta; Diptera; Drosophilidae
Exons: 2
Coding region: 111-251 (46 amino acids)
Source: RefSeq, a predicted model, not a curated record